CAAGCCUCCAUCCACUACAUCCAUCAAACAGGCUGGCCCUUGAAAUCCUCAUUUCUUAAGACAAGUCAACCAGGGAGGAAUCACGCAUACUCUCCUACAACUUCUCCUAUCCAGAGUAGCUUGACUGUGCUCACAAAAGGCUUGAUUUUAGCCUGGCCACUUUGGUACUCACACUCCAUACUGUAUGCUACGUAGCCAUCUAUGUACUGUCUAGAAGCAGACUAAGACACCUACCUACCCAAACAUCUGAACUGACUCCUUGGGUAGGUAGCCAGCGACGAUGCCACAGAAGAAGAAGAAGAAUGGCAGGCCUUUGGCCGGUGCAAAAGCCGCGAGGAUGAGAUCUGCUGCUGCCCAACACAGCGAUGGAGACUUCAUGUCUGCCUUUCAGAAAAAUAUCGCCACAACACAAGGGUUCACUAUGCGGGACGAGGCUAGGAACACGGGCCAGCACCAAUCAACGUGGGGUCGAGAGAAGCUGAGGGGGAAGCCCAUCACUUUCGUCAGUGCCGGCCUGAUAGAGCCUCUCAAGGAUCUCGAGAGCAAUGACGACCCUAAGCAUGGUUUGACCUCGCCUGGAUUAGAGCAACCGGCUGAAGUUACAGCCAAACCCUCUGUAACGGAAGAGCAAGCCGUAGAGAGGGCAAGUGCAUCUACGCCUGUCCAACAUCCGAAUGGAGGCGAUUCGGAAAACGGGUCUUCGCGACAGCCAGGCGCCGCCGAGACUGCAAAUCACCCCGGGUUUUACUUUGAUCUUGCCGGAGAUGCAAAUCUUAAGAAGCCAUCCUUACCCCCAGCCACAAUUCCCGUCGUCACAUCACCUGCUGCAGAAUCGGAAGAAUCGGAUUCCAGUGAAGUAAUCGUGUUCAAGGGUCGAUCUGGUCUCUCUCGGAAUAACGGGGCAAAGCAAUCCCGCAUCACCCUUGACGAGAUCAAUCUCGAGAUUAGGGCAGUAGAGAGAAGCUUUCCUGCCGAACCCAAGUCCGACAGUACCCCCACACAUCACAAUGCACUUCCAGGCCAGCGGUUUCCUGAUGUCGACCAUCUCGACACGAAGAGCGAGGAGGAUGCCGCUAUCCUCGCAGAUUACAUUGCCAAUAUGGCAGAGGAUUCAGACCAGGAUCGACCCUAUAGUCGAUUGUUCAAUCACAGAGACCUAGGCGGUGAUGAGCAAUCUGGCCUGGACCAGUCCACAGAUGAGACUGGGUCAGCCGACGAGGAAGGCGAUACAGAAGAAGACGAAGCGGACAAGUCUCAGGAUCCAAGCGAGAGCAUAGGUCCAGAUCCGAUGAUGGACGAUGAAACCCUCGCCCGUCUCCUUUCCAAGCAAGAGGAGCUCGGCAUGGGAGGCGAAGAACUCCUCCUCUCGGACAUGUAUCUGGAUACCGAUGACACUGGUCAUGCUGCAGGCAGUUCUCGGCAGUCCAACAAACCAUACAAGCCGCAAAGGACAACAAAGUACCAGAUCCCAAGCGCUUCCGCUGUCGCCGAUGCUUUUGACGACAUCGACCUCAUGGAUUGGAAUCGGCCGAGCCUGCAGAACUUCACCAAGGGCAGGCGCAGAAAGCCAAUAUUCGACGUCGCCGACCCGGUUUUGGAAUUAAAUAUGCAGGCAGCAUGGGAGACAGAUCGGGAAAGGAAGAAGCAGCGCAAACUAGCCAGAGAGGAGCUCCGCGCACAGGGCCUGCUGGGGAAGCACGCGAACCCGGAUGACCCGCGAGUUAAGUAUCCCUCCGGUAUGACCCUAGAAGAUAUCAAGGUGGAAGUGAGAGCCUUCCUUCUCAGCCCCGAAGAACAAAUACUCCAGCUCCCCCCUAUGGACAAGUCGGCACGCAAAAUCCUACACGAGCUUGCCAACAGAUUCAACAUCAAGUCUCAUUCUACGGGAAGCGGGGAUCAACGCCGUCCUACUCUUCACCGCACCAAACGCACGUUCACGUACGUCGAAGACCACUUUGAGGCGGCCAUAGCUCGUGUGAGCCGCAAAUACUUCCCUCGUCUGGAUAUGAAAGGCAAAGCGCCACAGAGGAGGGCCGGUGGUGGAGCUGGUCAUUCAGCCGUUUCUUGCCGGGAGGGCGAAGUCGUUGGGGCCUCAGCGCCUGAGCUGGGCCAGGACAACAAGGGCCGCGCCAUGCUCGAGAAGAUGGGAUGGAGCACGGGGACUGCGCUUGGCGCGAUGGAUAACAAGGGAAUCCUCCAACCAGUUGCACACGUUGUCAAACGGACCAAAGCCGGUCUUGGUCAGGGUUAAAUUAGGACCCUUGAGGCCGUCGAUUCAAUGCCGAUUGGGAUUCCAUUCCAUGCGUGCAUGAUUUGCGCCCAACGGGGAUAAACCCAAGUUACGAUGCACAAGCCUCGUUUUCCAGCUAGCAAACACGCGCGUCAAACCAUACAUCGAUCGAAAUAUGCC
Molecule: messenger RNA, 2410 nt
Organism: Phialemonium atrogriseum
Lineage: Eukaryota; Fungi; Ascomycota; Sordariomycetes; Cephalothecales; Cephalothecaceae
Exons: 3
Coding region: 281-2251 (656 amino acids)
Cellular component (GO): nucleus
Molecular function (GO): nucleic acid binding
Source: RefSeq, a predicted model, not a curated record